UCUAGCCAGUUGACAGUAAAAAAAAAAAUGUUUUGUUUUCUUUUUCUGUUUAUUUCCCUGGAGUAGCAUUUAUUUUGUCAGAUAUGUCAGCUCAUGUUAUUUGUAUUACGUCUGGGGGAGGAUUACCUGUAUUUUCAAGAAAAAAAGGCUCUUGCGAAAACCUCCCUUUUUCCACAAUAGGAUCUCUUAAUGGAGUUCAUAUGUUCGGGAAACCUUUAAAUAUAGAACUUUUGAACACUUUAACAAAUGAUUAUUCAGUAGCAUGGAAAGAAUUUCGAGAAAGUUUAGUUAUCAUAGGCAUCGCCAGCGGAUGCUCAAUUGAAGUUUUAUACCAGUUGUUGCAACUUGUAUUUGACGCGAUUGUGUUAAUAAUUGGUAUUGAUGAAAUUAAAAAUCAACGAAACAUUGACCGCAUAAAAAGAGAAUUACGGAUUUGUUAUCCACUUAUUGAUCGGUUGCUGGAUAUUCUAGACUGCGGAGACUCUAGUAACAAGCACUCCUCUGAUAUUGUGGGUUUUGUGGAGACUAUAAUGAGUACAGAAAAUCAUCUCUUACAGGUUGUUUUAGAUUCCUUUGCAGAAUCUGUUGAUUCCAUGUAUAGCUGCCUACUAAUUGGAGGAAAAAUAGCAGUCGCAACAGAAAGUUACUGGUCACUAAAUCCGCAUGAACUGAGACUUUUGUCCUUAUUGGCAGUAGCAGAAACAAAUGAAAAAUCCAAGGAUGUUCCUGUGUUUUUACCAUACAAGAGUUCAACUGUGGCUUUCCGCUUUGUGGCUUGUAGUAUUAUGCCUGACAUUCAGGUUUGCUGUCUAUGUGGAUCGACACCUUCUUUGAAAGAUAUUGAAUAUUCAGCUGCUCAGUGUUUUAAAAAUUCCAUGGACAUUCUAAAAUCUGCGGAACAAGUAUCCCCUAGGCAUUUUCCCAAUUCUUUUGUGAUUGAUGGUGGGAUUCUAGGAUUAUUGUUGAUAAAUAUCACAUUGAAAAAAUAUAUGAUGUCGAAAAAUCCACAACCUAACUCAUCACGCAAAACCACCAGCAGUUCUCAUCGUCUUGAUAUCCUUAGAACAUUUUUCUACCAGUCUGUGAUGAAGUUUUUAAUUCCAAAGUUAGAAAUUGAAACCAAUCUCAUUCCUUCUGAUAAAUCAUCACUGGAUGACCAAAACGAAGGUAUUGAAAGUUAUUGGUGUUCGGAAUACCACAAAUGUCACGCCAUAAGGGUUAAUGACAAUAUUUUGUGUGUACUCUAUAACUCUUCAACUCCCACACAUGCAAUGAGACUUAUAACUAAGAAAACUUUGUCUUUAUUAAUAUCUGAUAAACAGACAUGUUGGUGAAUUACAUCAGAUUAUCACAAAUGUUUUUCAGAUAAUAUAAUACAAUUAAUAGGUAUUUAUAAAGGAUGAACAUAAUAGGCAUAUUUUACUUUAUUUGUGAGUGAUAGGUUAUACCUAGACUAAUUCCACGUGAUUGACAUUGCAGAUUUUAGGCAUAUAUAAUAAGUUUUUAUGCACCAUAUUAUUUUAGGCUUACAAUUUAUGUUUAGAGGGAAUUGCCCCACACGAUUGACAUUGCAGAGUUUAUGUCAAUCUAAUAAUAAAUUUUCUUACCUUUGUUUUGCUAUAAACCGGAUGUUUAGCUGUAAUUCUGAGACCUGAUUGACAUUGCAGAUUUUAUGCCAAUAUAAUAAAUGUUCAUACCUUUUUAUUAUAAGAAACCUUUUGCAUUGUUAGUUUACUAUAAUAAUAUAGAAAUCUGAGAUGUAAACAUGACAAUAUUUUAGAGUUAUAGGUUAUGUUUAGAGGUAAUUCCGCCACAUGAUUGACAUUGCAGAUUUUAUGCCAAUAUAAUAACGUUUUAUUUCUUUUUAUCGCAAUAAACCUUUUGCAUGGUUAGUUUACUAUAAUAAUAGGCACACCUGAACCAAAACAUGAUAUUAUUUUAGAGUUAUAGGUUUUGUCUAGAGGUACUACUGCGGCAUGAUUGACAUUACAUAUAUAAUAACUUUUUAUACUUUUUAACACAGAAAACAUUUUGCAUUCACAGUUUACCAUAAUAAUAGGCAAAUUCAGCGACAGAUUCAGAUUUUAUUCAUAUAUAAUAAAUUUUUAAACUUUUUUAUCACAAUACACUCAUAUUGUUAGUUUACAAUUAUAAUAGACAAAUCUGAGACAAUUGGUAUUGGUAUUGGUAUUAAAGGGAGGUGCCCUCGCGGGCGUCGAAGCACUUAGGCCACCAGAUGGGCCCGUUGUGCCCCCAGGCCGCUCUAGAGGGCUGAGACAAAACAUCGCAUUAUUUUAGAUAUAGGUUAUGCCUAGAGUUAAAUCCGGGAACCUGAUUGGUAUUGCGGAGAGUAUGUGGCUAUAAUAAAUUUUUAUCGCAAUAAACCUUUUGCAUUGUUGGUUUGCUCUUGUAAUAGGCAAAUCUGAGACAAAACACAUUUUAAACUUAUAGGUUAUGUUUAGAAGUAAUUCCGCGAUAUGGUUGACAUUGCAGAAUUUAUGCCAGCACA
Molecule: messenger RNA, 2509 nt
Organism: Cylas formicarius (sweet potato weevil)
Lineage: Eukaryota; Metazoa; Arthropoda; Insecta; Coleoptera; Brentidae
Gene: fy
Product: protein fuzzy homolog
Exons: 7
Coding region: 84-1334 (416 amino acids)
Biological process (GO): non-motile cilium assembly; vesicle-mediated transport
Source: RefSeq, a predicted model, not a curated record